AUGGCACACACUCUACCGGCCUCGUCUGGCACGUUCCCGCUCCUCGACGUCCACGAGAUGCACCAGACCCUCGUCGACUUUGGCUGCCAGAUCAGCCUCGACGACCUCCUGCGCCCGACACCGGCCCGCACCCAGGCCAUCUACGAGUGGUGGAUGGACCGCAUCUUGGGCCUCGGCGCAGAGGACGUCCGCCGCGCCGCCGACCAGCAGCUCGACCAGCUCGACCACCCGGACAUCUACCGCGACGCCAUGUACAUCGGAGUCUUCCAGAUCACCUUCCAGCAGCUCACGCUCUCGUGCGGCCUCAACGACUUUACCCUCAACGACCUCACUCGGCCCACCUCGCAACGCCUCGUCCAGGUCCUGAGCGCCAUCAUCAACUACUUCUACUUCACCGAGGAGCAAGGCCAGCGCGUCCUGCGUCCGCUCGAGGAGGACUUUGAGAAGCUCCUCCAGGAGGAGGGCGCCCUCAUCGAGGACAACGAGGUCCUGAGGGAAAAGAUCGCCGACGAGAGAGCCUCUCGAGCGGCCAACGCCCAGAUCAUGCAGGCCGAGGAGCCCGCCGAGCAGGCGUCGAUCGAGGCGCUCAACAGCAAGCGCACGGCGGCCCUCCAGCUCAACAAGACGCGCGAGUCGGUCCGCGCCGACAUGGCCGCCCUCGUUCAGCGCCGCCGCGAGAUUGCCCAGGACGUCGCGCGCCUCGAGCUUGGCGUCGCAGAGCUCCGGAGCCAGGUCGUCAGCAGCCCCGAAAAGCUGCGCGGCCGCAUCGACGAGAUGCACGAGCAGCUCGCGCGCGAGACCGAGAUGCUCAAGGACACCGAGGCCAAGGAGCGCCAGACGACGGCAAAGAUCAACGCCCUCGCCCAGUACUCUCUCGAGCUCCACGCAUGCAUCCGCAUCCUCGACGACUGGCAGAUGGACGUCGACAAGCUGCGCGAGGCCGAGCUGCGCCUCGGCGAGCACACGGACCACCUGCGCGCGCUCGAGGCCGAGCAGGUCGAGCUCGAGAACCGGAUCCAGUUGCUCGAGCGCCGGAUCGCCAACGGGCGCGACGAGCUCGUGCGCAUGCGCGACAAGAUGGAGCGCAAGAAGGACUCGGCGCGGCAGCGCAAGAAGGCGCUCGAGGACGCGCACCGCGACAACCUGCGCCGCAAGGAGGCGCUCGACAUGGAGGCGGCCGAGAAGAACGCCCAGGCGACCGAGGUCGAGAGCGAGAUCCGCAGCAUGCACCUGUCGCUCCAGGCCGAGCUCGAACGCGGCGAGAAGGCGUACAAGCGCAUCAAGGACCAAGUCACGCUGUACUCGAUCCGGCUCAACAAGGCGCUCGACUCGAUCAACGAGCUCAGCUCGCUCGCGCCCGAGAUCUGA
This is a messenger RNA of Rhodotorula graminis WP1, 1368 nucleotides long. RefSeq lists its product as uncharacterized. Gene Ontology annotation, cellular component: kinetochore; Ndc80 complex. Gene Ontology annotation, molecular function: protein-containing complex binding. The transcript is spliced from 8 exons. Gene Ontology annotation, biological process: attachment of mitotic spindle microtubules to kinetochore; meiotic chromosome segregation; kinetochore organization. Bases 1 to 1368 code for a protein of 455 amino acids. The record is from RefSeq and is a predicted model, not a curated record. Lineage: Eukaryota; Fungi; Basidiomycota; Microbotryomycetes; Sporidiobolales; Sporidiobolaceae.